CCAUUUUCCGUUUAUCAUUCCCCAAGAAUAUCAAAGUCUGACAGUCAGUUGUGAUCGCUGGACGACUGUUGUACGUUUUUUUUUCUAACACUAAAAAAAAGUACUAGAAAAGGGGAAAAAGCCGCAUCUCAUCGGAUUCCGGGUGAAAAUGGAGAGCAAUCGCCGAGGAAUUAAUCUUAAACAAUAACAAAUAAUAAUUUUCCACUGGGUGGUGAUCAUCAAAGAUUUAAACUGUUGCAUGGAGCAUGCUGCAAGAAUUCCUCGAUUUAACAAUUGGUUUAUUCGUGCACUUCUUUAUUGUCGGCGCUGUUUUUUGGAUAAUUCGAGUGCUUGAUCUUAUUUUCAACCUCGAUUACCCACGAAGACGUGAAAAUCGCCUUCGUAUGGUUUUUGGUGGUUUGAAGAAUUUUUUUUCUUAUUAUUUUUGGGGUACACGUUUGUGUAAGGAAGUUAGCCCAACCGAGAGUGGCCUUGAGACAAGUGAUCUAGUGAAGACAAUGGCUGAGACACCAGUGAGUUUUGUCGUUGGAGAACCUGAUCCUUCAGAGGAGUUAGAGACUGAGGACAUUUUUCCUAGUGUUGGAAAUGAUGGAACAGCACACCAACCUAUUUUGCCAGGGCUGGUUGAGCGACGUAAAAGGCUCAGGCCCAGCAUGUCUCAGGGUACAGUGAUGAUUCAGGCCCAGAGUCCAGGACAGGAGAAGGACUUCACUGUAGCAACACCCGAGGAAUUCGUUCACCGAUUCAAUGGCACUAAAGUCAUUAAUAAGGUCUUGAUCGCCAACAACGGAAUAGCAGCGGUGAAAUGCAUGCGUUCUAUUCGCCGUUGGUCAUACGAGAUGUUCAAGAACGAGAGAGCAGUUCGUUUCGUGGUGAUGGUGACACCAGAGGACCUGAAGGCGAAUGCCGAGUACAUAAAAAUGGCAGACCAGUACGUUCCAGUUCCAGGGGGUACAAAUAACAACAACUACGCGAACGUCGAGCUGAUUGUGGAUAUUGCCCUGCGAACUCAGGUGCAGGCUGUGUGGGCAGGUUGGGGUCACGCAUCUGAGAAUCCAAAGCUACCAGAGCUCCUCCACAAGAACAACAUCUCCUUCAUCGGGCCAUCGGAGCGUGCGAUGUGGGCACUAGGUGACAAGAUAGCCUCCAGCAUCGUUGCCCAAACAGCAGAGGUUCCCACCCUUCCCUGGUCAGGAUCAGAGUUGAAGGCCCAGUACAGCGGAAAAAAAAUAAAAAUAUCAUCGGAGCUCUUCAGGAAGGGCUGUGUUUCCUCAGUGGAGGAGUGUCUGGCAGCAGUGAAGAAAAUAGGCUUUCCAGUGAUGGUAAAAGCUAGUGAAGGUGGCGGUGGAAAGGGAAUUCGAAAGGUGGAGAACGCAGAGGAACUUCCGACACUCUUUCGUCAGGUUCAGGCUGAAGUACCAGGAUCACCGAUCUUCAUAAUGAAGUUAGCAAAGUGCGCUCGUCAUCUGGAGGUUCAACUCCUGGCAGACAACUAUGGAAAUGCUAUUUCUCUGUUUGGUAGGGACUGCUCGAUCCAGCGGCGGCAUCAGAAAAUCAUCGAGGAGGCGCCAGCUGUCAUAGCAAAAUCCGAGAUCUUCGAGGAGAUGGAGAAGGCCGCUGUGAGACUUGCAAAAAUGGUGGGAUACGUUAGUGCUGGCACGGUUGAGUAUCUCUAUGAUACAUCUGGUCGCUACUACUUCCUGGAGCUCAAUCCUCGUCUCCAGGUGGAGCAUCCCUGCACAGAGAUGGUAUCCGAUGUUAAUCUGCCAGCUGCACAGUUGCAGAUUGCCAUGGGACUGCCACUACAUCACAUCAAGGACAUUCGUCUGCUGUACGGGGAGAGCCCCUGGGGAGACUCGACCAUCGACUUCGAUCAGCCCAGGCACAAGCCCCAGCCUUGGGGACACGUCAUAGCUGCCAGAAUCACCAGUGAGAAUCCCGAUGAAGGCUUCAAACCCUCAUCAGGAACUGUUCAGGAGUUGAAUUUCAGAUCAUCGAAGAAUGUCUGGGGAUAUUUCUCGGUGGGGGCCUCUGGGGGACUACACGAGUUCGCAGACUCCCAGUUCGGUCACUGUUUUUCGUGGGGGGAGGAUAGAAAUAUGGCAAGGGAGAAUCUGGUGAUUGCUCUCAAGGAACUCAGCAUCAGGGGUGACUUUAGAACAACUGUAGAGUACCUGAUCACUCUUUUAGAGACUGAGUCUUUUCAGAUAAACAGUAUAGACACUGCGUGGCUGGAUGCUCUGAUUGCUGAACGAGUUCGAAGUGACAAACCUGAUGUACUUCUUGCUGUAACAUGUGGAGCACUUCAUAUCGCUGAUCGCACCAUCACUGCAGCAUUCACUGGGUUUCAAACGGGAUUGGAAAGAGGACAGAUUCAGGCGAGCAAUGACCUCAAUAAUGUCUGUGAUGUGGAGUUAAUUAAUGAUGGAUGGAAAUACAGGAUACAGACGACCAAGUGUGGCCCCAACAGCUACUUCCUGGUGAUGAAUGGGUCUUAUAAGGAAGUGGAGCUCCAUCGACUGUCUGAUGGAGGUCUUCUUCUCUCUCUCGACGGCUCUAGCUUCACGACUUACAUGAGGGAAGAGGUCGAUAGUUACAGAAUUGUCAUUGGAAAUCAGACCUGUAUAUUUGAGAAAGACAAUGACCCCUCGCUGCUUCGUGCCCCGUCUACAGGAAAACUCAUUAAUUUUCUGGUUGAAGAUGGAGGACACAUUGACGCAGGUCAGGCCUACGCUGAGAUCGAAGUUAUGAAGAUGGUGAUGACAGUAACAGCGGGCGAAUCCGGAUCUGUUUUCUACGUUAAGCGACCUGGGGCUGUCCUCGAGGCUGGAACUCUCAUUGCUCACCUGGAGUUGGACGAUCCCUCUCUUGUCACAAAGGCCCAGGAGUACACCGGACAAUUCCCACCACCAACUGUUCCAGCAGUCCCUGAGAAACUCAAUCUCCUCCAUGCCAAGUACAGAACAGCUCUGGAGAAUACCCUGGGGGGAUAUUGUCUCCCUGAUCCUUACCAUUUACCUCGACUCCGCGAGUUGAUCGAGAAAUUUAUGAGCUCUCUGAGGGAUCCCAGCCUUCCCCUUCUCGAGCUGCAGGAGGUCAUCUCGACAAUAUCCGGAAGAAUACCGAUAUCAGUUGAAAAGAAAAUCAGGAAGAUGAUGACACUUUACGAAAGAAAUAUAACGUCUGUCCUUGCCCAGUUUCCAUCACAGCAGAUAGCAGCUGUCAUCGAUGUCCACGCAGCUACAUUAUCCAAGAGGGCAGAGAGAGAUGUCUUCUUCCUGACGACUCAGGCUAUCGUUCAGCUGGUGCAGAGGUACAGGAAUGGUAUCAGAGGAAGAAUGAAGACAGCUGUUCACGAGCUGCUGAGGCAGUACUACACGGUGGAGAGUCAAUUUCAACAGGGGCAUUACGAUAAAUGCGUAUCUGCUCUGAUUGCAAAGUAUAAAGACGACAUGACGAUGGUUACUAAUACUAUAUUCAGUCAUAAUCAUGUCACCAAGAAGAAUAUUCUGGUGACGAUGCUGAUUGAUCACCUGUGGGCGAACGAACCAGGCCUGACUGACGAGCUAUCCAGCACUCUAACGGAACUGACAAAUCUCAAUCGUUCAGAGCACAGCAGAGUGGCCCUGAGAGCUCGCCAGGUUCUCAUAGCAGCUCAUCAGCCUGCCUAUGAACUUCGUCACAAUCAAAUGGAGUCGAUAUUCCUGUCUGCAGUGGACAUGUACGGCCACGAUUUCCACCCUGAGAACCUCCAGAAACUCAUUCUCUCAGAGACAUCAAUUUUCGAUAUUCUUCAUGAUUUCUUUUAUCACACAAAUCGAGCUGUUUGCAAUGCAGCCUUGGAGGUCUACGUUAGAAGGGCAUACAUCAGUUAUGAGCUGACCUGUCUCCAGCAUUUGGAAUUAUCUGGAGAAAUUCCACUGGUAUACUUCCAGUUUCUUCUACCGAGUAAUCAUCCAAAUCGGCAGAACCAGUCUCUGGUUAAUUAUAGAACUGGAGCGAUGGCAGCGUUCCACAGCCUCGACGAGUUCAGUCAGUACUCAGAUGAAGUCCUGGACCUUUUGGAGGAUCUCUCCUCCCCUUCGUCGGUUUCUGCCAAAGUCCUGGAGGCUGUGGAUGCAGCUGUCAGUGAGUCUAGACACAGUACAUCGAUAAAUGUGUCAUUGAGUCAUGCAGAGCAAGGAGCAGUGGAUUCUACAAUAGGGGAGAAACCAGGAGAGCCAGUGCACAUCCUGAGCAUUGCUGUCCAGGACAAUGGUAACCAGCAGGACGACGCCACGAUGUCCAGGCUCUUUGGUGACUGGUGUCUCACUAACAAGGAGGAACUCAUAUCCCGAGGAAUUCGUCGUGUGACAUUCGCUGCUCUCCAAAGGCGUCAGUUCCCCAAGUUCUUCACUUAUCGUCAUCGGGAUGGCUUCGUCGAGGACAAGAUCUACAGACACUUGGAGCCAGGAACAGCCUUUCAACUGGAGUUAACGAGAAUGAGAACGUACGAUCUCGAGGCGCUGCCCACAUCUAAUCAGAAAAUGCAUCUUUAUCUCGGACAGGCUAAAGUGGCUAAAGGCCAACAAGUGACUGACUACAGGUUCUUCAUUCGAUCGAUCGUGCGACACUCGGAUCUCAUCACCAAGGAGGCAAGCUUUGAUUAUCUCCAUAAUGAGGGAGAACGCGUACUCCUGGAGGCGAUGGAUGAGCUGGAAGUAGCAUUCUCUCAUCCCCUGGCGAAGAGGACAGACUGCAAUCACAUUUUCCUCAAUUUCGUGCCAACUGUCAUCAUGGAUCCAGCGAGAAUUGAGGAGAGUGUGACGAGUAUGGUUUUGAGGUAUGGACCACGUCUCUGGAAGCUGCGAGUUCGUCAGGCUGAGAUCAAAAUGACGAUCAGGCCAGCACCUGGAAAACCAACGUACAACGUUCGUCUUUGUAUUUCCAAUGACAGUGGAUACAGCAUUGAUCUACAUUUAUAUGCGGAGACAACUGAUCCCAAGACAGGCGUCAUCAAGUUCGAGUCUUAUGGCUCGAGUAAUAUAGAGACGUGGAGACCUGGUCCCAUGCAUGGACUACCAAUAUCUACGCCCUAUCUCACGAAGGAUUAUCUCCAGGCGAAGAGGUUCCAGGCACAGAGUGCAGGGACUACAUACAUCUACGAUCUUCCUGACAUGUUCAGGCAGCAGAUUGAGAAGUACUGGACUCGUUAUUUGGAGGAGAGACCUGGGGAGAAUCUAACGAUGCCAAAUCCAGUUAUAGAUUAUGUAGAACUUGUUCUCGAUGGGGAUGUCCUCAUGGAGCAGAAACGACUGCCUGGGGAGAACGAUGUGGGAAUGGUUGCCUGGAAAUUAACACUCUACACCCCAGAGUGCCCCUCUGGACGGGAUGUCAUCCUCAUAGCUAACGACCUGACGUACCUCAUAGGAUCCUUUGGCCCCAGAGAGGAUCUGGUGUUCUUCCUUGCGUCGCAGAAGGCCAGAGAAUUGUCCAUUCCUAGGAUCUACUUCUCUGCGAAUUCUGGAGCGAGGAUCGGACUUGCUGAAGAGGUCAAGGGGCUCUUCAGGGUCGCCUGGGAGGACAACUCAGCCCCGGACAAGGGAUUCAAGUACAUUUAUCUGACACCUGAUGAUUACGCUCGUCUGGCAUCCCUGAAUACUGUUAAGGCCUCGUUAAUCGAGGAUGAGGGGGAAUCAAGGUACAAAAUUACUGAUAUCAUUGGUAUUGAUGAUGGCCUGGGGGUAGAGAAUCUUAAGUACGCGGGAAUGAUUGCUGGGGAGACAUCCAGAGCGUACGACGACAUCGUGACGAUCUCAGUGGCGACGUGCAGGGCUAUUGGAAUUGGAUCCUAUCUUUUGCGUUUGGGUCAGAGAGUCAUUCAGAUCGAAAACUCUGAUAUUAUUCUCACUGGGUACAGGGCACUGAAUGCUGUCCUAGGGCGGGAGGUUUACGCCAGUAAUAAUCAGCUGGGGGGAAUAUCUAUUAUGCAUCACAAUGGUGUCUCCCACGCCACUGCACCUAGAGAUCUUGAUGGAGUGGAGACUGUCCUCAGGUGGAUCAGCAUGGUACCAACAUUCAAAGGGGGACCUCUUCCUAUAAUCCCUCCGGCUGAUCCUAUCGACAGGGAAAUUGUCUACACACCGACCAAAACACCGUAUAAUCCCAGGUUUAUGCUCGAGGGGAAGUUCUCCCCUGAGGGAAAUGUCUGGGAGUCUGGAUUCUUCGAUAGAGGCAGUUGGGAGGAGAUUAUGAGACCUUGGGCUCAGACUGUUGUCACUGGGAGGGCAAGGCUUGGAGGAAUUCCCUGUGGUGUUGUAGCUGUGGAGACCAGGACUGUGGAAUUCCAAUUGCCUGCUGAUCCGGCUAAUCUCGAUUCUGAGGCCAAGAUGGUUUCACAGGCUGGACAGGUGUGGUUCCCUGACAGUGCUUACAAGACAGCUCAGGCUAUCAAGGACUUCUCCAGGGAGGAACUGCCACUAGUGAUUUUUGCCAAUUGGAGGGGAUUCUCUAGUGGGAUGAAGGAUAUGUAUGAACAGGUGAUGAAGUUUGGGGCGUAUAUCGUGGAUGGAUUGAGGGAGUACACAAGACCUGUUUUUGUUUAUAUUCCACCGAAUGGUGAGCUCAGAGGAGGGGCCUGGGCUGUUGUUGAUACGACGAUUAAUCCCAGGUACAUCGAGAUGUUUGCUGAACCCACCAGCAGGGGAGGGGUUUUGGAGCCUGAGGGAAUUGUUGAGAUUAAAUUCAGGAAGAAGGAUAUCAUCAAGGCAAUUCACAGGAAUGACUCAGUGACUCAGGGGCUGAAGGAGAAACUAGCCAAUCCUGGGCUAUCUGGGGAGGAAAAAAAUUCUGUCGAGGCUGAACUCAAGCAGAGAGAGCAGUUCCUUCUUCCCAUGUAUCACCAGGUGGCUGUGCAUUUUUCGGAUUUACAUGAUACGCCUGAGAGAAUGCUCGAGAAAAAUGUUAUUCAGGACAUCGUCCCCUGGAAAAAAUCCAGGAAAAUCCUGUACUGGAGGCUCAGAAGACGACUCCUUGAGGACGAGAUUAAGAGGGAUCUUCUUUCUACUGAACCUAAUCUGGAUUACAGGCAGGUCGAUGCCAUGUUGAGGCGGUGGUUUGUCGAGGAUAAAGGCACCACUGAGUCCUAUCUGUGGGAUCAGGACGAGACUGUUGUCUCUUGGCUGAUAGAGCAAACGAAGAAUGAAAAUAGUGUUGUUACCAGGAAUAUUAAUUGCGUUAAAAGGGAUGCAGUUGUUACUCAUGUGAAGGAGGCUAUUGAGGUCUGUCCUGAGGUACGACUGGAUGCUGCUCUCGAGAUUGUCCAACGACUUCAAUCCUCUGAGAGGACAGAGCUCCUCAAAAAACUUACCCAGCUUGAGUCCGAAGAGGCUGCACAGGAAGUUGAUUAAUGGUAAUUCAGCAUCGAUGAAAAAAUUUAAUAGAAAAACGUAACGAAUUCGUUAAAAAAUUGAAUUUAUAUGGAACUUUAUGAUAAUUUUAUCAGACACUUAUGGCUUUCAUUUUAACAUCUACUGAAUUUUUUAACGAAUUCGUUAGGAUUUCUUGUGAAAUUUCUUCAUCCUUGAGGUCUCGGGUUAAUUCGUCAUUGGGAAUUGAUCGGGGCUUUUGAUGUUUAAUUAACAUUCCGUCUGGAUUGCGAGACAAUUCAUUUCACACCUGCAAUGGGUACCUGGUUAUAGUUGUUAGUGUGUACAUAUGGAAUGAAUUUUGACCUCUGCAAUUGCGUCACCCCCAUUUAUUUAGACAAUUGUAUAUUUAGUAGGUUUUUUAUGUAUUGUAAGUCGAGUGUGAUUUCCGUUGGAUUUUCGAGGGGAUUUUUAAGGAGAGAAAUUCAUGGAUUUCGUAAUUAGGUGCUUAUUUAUGUUUGUGAGCACAAUUUCAUACGUUUAAUAUGGUAGAAUUAAUAUUAAGAACGAAUGAAUUUAUGUAAUCAUGGAAUAAGGGAAUCACUGCCAUGACAAAUAAACACAAGAAUCAUUAUAUUGUUAAAAUA
This is a messenger RNA of Fopius arisanus, 7993 nucleotides long. RefSeq names its product acetyl-CoA carboxylase (gene ACC). The record is from RefSeq and is a predicted model, not a curated record. NCBI's taxonomy places the organism in Eukaryota, Metazoa, Arthropoda, Insecta, Hymenoptera, Braconidae. Gene Ontology annotation, cellular component: mitochondrion. The transcript has 5 exons. Gene Ontology annotation, molecular function: acetyl-CoA carboxylase activity; ATP binding; metal ion binding. Bases 246 to 7388 code for a protein of 2380 amino acids. Gene Ontology annotation, biological process: fatty acid biosynthetic process.